Messenger RNA from Durusdinium trenchii, 885 nucleotides. NCBI's taxonomy places the organism in Eukaryota, Dinophyceae, Suessiales, Symbiodiniaceae. The record is from the annotation of a GenBank genome assembly.
AUGGAGCAUUUGGGACGUGUUUGUCAUUGUUUGUCUCUGGGACGUGCCAUUGCCAGCUGCUCAAGUUCUGACAGACCAGCAUGUUUGAGCAUUCCAGUUGUGUGGGGAGCGUCUUGGGCGAUACAAGACUGCAUGCAGCUUUGGCCAGUCUUGGCCAUUUUCCUCGGGUCUUUGGUUUAUGAGAAGGCGGUGCAGGACGUCGCGAGCCACGAGCAGACGCUGAGCAGAGAUGCUGUGGCUGCUUCUCGCGCCUUACUCGCCCCUGCCAGCAUCGUUGGGCAAAGUCCCACAAGGGUGAAGUGUAAGCAUCAUCGAGAUGCGGUGAAGUUGAACCAGGAGCUUGAGAAGCUUAAGAAGUACAUCAUUGAUGGUGAUUUUUGGAACUUGAAGAGCCUGCUGGAAAGCUGGAAGAGACCCAAUGCGUAUGUCCACAACUUGAACCAGCUCCACAAUGCAGAAGACUAUGCUCAGAUGCAUUGCAGCGAUUUGGACUACUUGGCAAGGACUCCUGUGUGGUACGAAGAGCCCAAGUACGAUAGCCACGACGACACAGCGAGGAACCAACUCAAUAACAGCACCGUACUGGAGCUGGCCUUACACAUGACCCGGAAAGCCAACGAGCGGGUGCUCAUGGGCUUUCUGUACGAGCAGUGGAUCGUAGGAGAUCAAUUUUCAAUGGCACGACGACGUGUGGGCAUCGUUCGACUCCUCUUGGAGAGCGGUUUCCUAUGGGGCAGUGGAGACUUAAUUUGCAAGGUGGUACCAGAGGAGAAUGACUAUCGGAAAGAAGUGCGAGAGGCCUUCGCGAGAACGGUGCUGCAUGACUUGGUCCGGAACGAUGUUCACUUGAAUGAAGAUCAGUUGUCAUUGAUGAAAAAAAAGUAA